Molecule: messenger RNA, 2328 nt
Organism: Ilex paraguariensis (yerba mate)
Lineage: Eukaryota; Viridiplantae; Streptophyta; Magnoliopsida; Aquifoliales; Aquifoliaceae
Source: the annotation of a GenBank genome assembly
AUGUCGAAUCAGGUGGUGAAAGUUAGGACAGAGACAAUUGCGGCAUGCAUGACAUGCCCGCUCUGCAACAAGCUUUUCAGAGAUGCCACGACUAUUUCGGAGUGUCUUCAUACGUUUUGCUGGCAGUGCAUAUAUAAGAAGAUCUCCGAUGAGGAAGUGGAAUGCUGUCCAAUAUGCAAUAUUGAUUUAGGCUGUGUACCAUUGGAGAAGUUGAGGCCAGACAACAACUUGCAAGAUGUUAGAGCCAAGAUCUUCCCUUUCAAAAGAAGAAAGGUGGAGGCACCUGAAGUUGUGCCUUCUGUUUCAUUACCGGUGAAAAGAAAGGAGAGAUCACUCUCAUCUUUGGUGGUUAGCACCCCUAGAGUAUCAUCCAAGUCUGCCUUGACCAAACGAAGAUCAAAAUCUAUUGCCAGGAAAGCUUUAAGAUGUACCAGGUUUUCCAUUGAGAAACUGGUUAAGAAAGAGGAAAAUUCUGUGGAAGAUCAUCCAGAGAGCUCUAGCUCACCUGAGACUCUGAACAAGUUCACUCAGAAUACAAGGCAGAAUUCCUUUACUGCUGAGCCCUCUAGCCACCCUGUACCUGAUAAGGCGACAGGGAAUUGUGAAGUAGCAUGGGAAGGGAAAGCUGACCUGUGGAAACCUUUAACUUGUUUGGUGGAAGUUGCAAAUAGGAGUAAGUCCUCAAAGUUCACUUCACAAGGAUCUGCUGCUAAAUUAGAACCUCUACAUGCCCUUGACAGCGAAGGACACGUAUGUAAAACCAAAGUUAAGGGACAUGGACAAAAAUUGAAAGUUCAAGAUGAUAAGGUAAUCACUGAUCCUACCCCUCCAGAAUCAGAAAAACAUAUAAAGUUCCGAAGGAUUCGCCAGAAAAAGGCAGCUUGUUUUGGGGAGUCAGGUGUUUCACCCCAAGAUGCGCUUGAUGCUGCCAGUGCUAAACACGAAAGAAGACUCUAUCCAAUUUGGUUCUCGUUAGUGGCUUCCAAAGAACAGGAAGGAAGUGCACCGUUGCCCCAGAUAUCUGCAAGCUACUUGAGAAUAAAGUGAGUUACUAAUAUCUCCAUAUCAUUCUAGUAGGUGCUGGUCAUCAUGUUUGCUUUUGAAGCUUUCUUUGUUUGUAGUUUUGUUGGUUUCUGCAUUUCAGUUUAAGAAGUUUUGUUAAAUAGCUUAUAACAGCCUGCAUUAUAUUUAUCCGUCAAUGAAGCUAUUUUUGUGGCAUUAUUUUGUAUAACUUUUGUACGGUAUAAGUGUGCUAAGUGUAGACUUCCUAUGGCCAAUCAGUAGGUCUAAUAUGUAGGCUGAAAUCUGAGCAGAAGGGUUAGCUCUCCAAUCUCCAUUGCAUCUGCCAAUUCAACACUUUCACUGGAUUUUAGGUGUUGUGACUGUGAGGCAAAAAACUUUUAACUUGGGAGUGAAAAUCUGCAGUGUCGAUGCGACGAUGGUCAAAGUCGUUUAGUUAUACAAUGUGUUUCAUCUAUCCCACUCCUCAUGGCUAGUUGGAAUGAGUUGCUAUUUGGUGGCCCUUAGACAUGUGCAAGCAGAUCAAUAGUUGGAAUACACUGUUCUUAAAUGAUGUUAUCAGAGAGAGCAAGCUGAAAUGUUUAGAUCAGUGUUUGUGAUGAGAGCCUAAGAGUCACUAGAAGUUUGGUUAUUUAAGAAUUUGAAAUGGUUCAAUAUUUUUUUUUAUCCAUUUACAAAGGAAAAUCCUUUGGAUUCCAGGAGAAGCUUUCAUUCAUAUUGUCUCAUUCUGCUACAGGGAUGGGAGUAUGCCUGUCUCUUUCAUCCAAAAGUACGUGAUGAGGAAACUAGAUCUUACAAGUGAAGAUGAGAUUGAAAUUAAAUGUAUGGGUGAGACGGUGGUGCCCACGCUGCAACUGAAUAAUCUAGUUGAUUUGUGGCUAGAAUCUGCUUCGACUCCACAUAGAGUGCCAGUAACAAUCAGCUCAUCAGCAAAGGAUUUUGUGAUGGUAUUGGCGUAUGCCCGCAAGGUUCCAGCCCCAUGAACGUACUUCUUCCAUUCUUUUAGGCUCACAUAUCUUGAUUAGUCUAUGCUGUCUUUAGAUCUCAAACAAAGUUAACAUAGUUCCUGAUCGAGCAUGCCUCACAAUAGCAUAGUUCCUGAUCGAGCAUGCCUCACAAUAGCAUAUUGUUGUGGUAUCGCAUUUCCUUACAAAUUAAAUUACUGAGUUGCUCUCUGUGCUGUAGUGUGUUGUGCUGUAUUGGUCUCUGGUUUGCCAUUAAACAUUGAUUGUUGAGAUCCCAAGCUCUUAUGUGCAUGGGUGCAAUUUAUCCUUUACUUGAUUACUGUGCACUAUUAUGAAUUGAUUG